CUGCAAUUGAACUGGUGCUGUUGGGCUCUCCUCUUUGACAGACUUGUCUUAUCCACCUUUGAUGCUGGUAACGUGGAUCGCCGUCCAUGACGUCAGGAGACAUCAGACCAGAACAAGAUUAUGACGACCUUAAAACAAAUGAUCAGCAAUGUUUUACCACAAUCUUCAGGCUUAACCUAAAUAGAUUUUGAACCACGUAGGCCUACAUUUUGAGAAUAUAUGUUUUAAAUUUAUAAAUGUAUGAGCCCUGUAUUGACCUCGCAGCUUAAAACUGUCCUUAUGGGCUCUUGUACAUCAAAUAACCCCUAAAUAAUUUUAUUUGCCCACAUUUGAAAGAACUAGUAUCUUACAGCCUAUAAUUAGGGGAGACCGGGGUUGGUUGGCACAACUUUGUGAUGAAAUUAUGUUAGCCAGCUACCAUUACUCAAAAAAGAGCUACAUCAAAAUGUAGCCGAUUCCUGUCUAUUAACAAGACUGAACACAUUUUCAAUAUCUCUACGUUUAAUCCACAGACCACUUUUUGACUUUCGAUGGGCAUAGGCUACUAUAAAACUGAAAUGAUAUCCUCACCAUUAAGGACCAGAAAAAAGCUGCGUGCCAACCAACCCCUGUUGUCAACCAACCCCGGUCUCCCUGAUGGUUAAGGUGAUGUUUUCGGUGCCGUUUGUUUGAUUGGAUUGCAGGAUUGCUGAAAAACUACAGGCCCGAUGUUCAUGAAACUUGGUGUAAAGGUGUAGCAUAGGCCAAGGAAGAACCCAUUACAGUUAGGAGCGCAGCCGUGGCAAAAUUAACUGAAUUAAUAUUUUAAUGGUUGCUGCUGCUGCUUCUCUGUCCUCUCCUGUGCGUGUUUGACCGAGGGCGGGGCUCAGCUCCUACACACACACACACACACACAGCGGACAGCAGAGGAGAGAGGCUGCGGUGGAGACGGUGAACCAGGUGAAGUGAAGGUAACGUUUGAAAAGCGUUGGGGUUUUGUUUUGUUUUUUUACAGUCGGUAGAGACAUCAUCUAAGGUUUAUGGCUGGACUUAUGGCGGACACAGCGAGCACGAGGAUGCUCUAAAGGAGUCUGGUGGACAAACUGUGCUUUAAACUUGUCAAAGAUAUGUAUGGAUUUAUUAACACCUGUUUGAAAUCGCUGGUAGUUGAAAAGUUUGGCGAGGAGACGUGGGUCAAGCUCAGGGAUGAAGCUGGAGUUCAGGAUACCUUCCUGACAUAUGAAGUCUAUAAAGAUGAAAUCACUAUGCAGUUAGUAGCAGAAGCCUGCAAGCUUCUAGGAGUGAAGCCAGAGGUUGUCUUGAGGCAGUUUGGAGAAUAUUUCUUUGAGUUUUGCAAACGCUCAGGCUAUGAUCACAUGCUGCGGACUCUAGGAGGAAAUUUAGUUGAAUUCACAGAGAAUUUGGAUGCACUUCAUAGCUACCUCUCCCUCUCCUACAAGGAAAUGAAUGCGCCAUCAUUUCGGGUGGAGAGGAACCGUGAUGGUACCAUGCUUCUCCACUAUUAUUCAGACCGCAGAGGACUCUGCCACAUUGUUCCUGGUAUCAUUGGAGCUGUUGCUAAAGAUUUUUUUAACAGUGAGAUAACGAUGGAGAUCGUCAACCAGCUAGAGGAGCUGGAGAGAACUGGGAAGAAAGAGCAUGUGGUUUUCCUGGUGACACAGUGGCCAGCUGUUUCUGCUCAGUCCAGUGUGGUCAGCAGUAAAACUGGGUCUUUUACAAGAACCCAAUCUCUCCAGCCUUUGGCUAACCGAUGUAAUGCCAUGAUCUGGAUUGAAGAGCCCCUUCAUCAAAAGGGAUCCAGUGUCAGUUUCUCCAUGCACAGGAGUCACUGGGAGACAAUUAGGGGGCUGGUUCGCCUUGGGAAAGGCAAACUGUUGAGGGGUUUUGAGCCAGUGUACCCCACAUCCCUUAACAUUGAUCUGAGGACUUUCUGCCAUGCUUUCCCUUUCCAUAUAGUCUUCGAUGAGCAGCUGGUGGUGCAUCAGGCAGGGGUGAACCUCCAGAGGAUCGUCCCUGGGCUCCAGACGAUGGGCAUCCAUCUGGACCUUUACUUCACCAUUGUGCAUCCUGAAGUCACCUUCACCAUCUCCAGCAUCAGGAAGUUCAUCAACAGCCACUUUGUCCUGCAGACACACAGGGACAUGAUGCCUGAAGCAUGGAAGGACAGGCCCAUGCUGCAGCUCAGGGGUCAGAUGAUCUGGAUGCCCUCUAUGGACUGUAUGCUCUAUCAAGCUUCUCCUCUGCUGAGAAGCCUGCAGGAGCUGGAGGAGAGGGACAUGCACAUUUCUGACAUCGCACCCCAUGACGUCACUCGCGACCUCAUCCUGCUCAAUCAGCAGCGACUUGCUGAGAUGGAGCUGUCCAAUCAGUUGGAGAGGAAGAAAGAGGAGCUCCGCCUCCUGUCUCAGCACCUGGAGGAGGAGAGGAGGAAGACGGAGAACUUGCUGUACGCCAUGCUGCCCAAGCAUGUCGCCAACCAGCUGAAGGAGGGCAAGACAGUAGAAGCAGGAGAAUUUAAAGAGUGCACCAUACUGUUCAGUGACGUGGUGACCUUCACUAAUAUCUGCUCCCUGUGUGAACCCAUCCAAAUAAUCCUUAUGCUUAACUCCAUGUACCUCCGAUUUGACCGACUGACAACUGUGCACAAUGUUUACAAGGUUGAGACCAUAGGGGACGCCUAUAUGGUGGUAGGUGGGGUGCCCAUACCUGUUUCCAGCCAUGCUGAAAGGGUGGCCAACUUCGCCCUGGGUAUGAUCUUGGCUGCCAGGGAGGUUAUUAACCCUGUCACAGGAGGACCCAUUCAGAUCCGUGUGGGUCUCCACAGUGGUCCUGUACUGGCAGGUGUAGUUGGGGAGAAGAUGCCUCGCUACUGUCUGUUUGGAGACACAGUCAACACCGCAUCUCGCAUGGAGAGUCACGGCCUCCCCAACAAGAUCCAUUUGAGCCCAACCGUCUACCAGGUUUUGAAGAAUAAAGGUUUUGUCAUCCAGAAGCGAGGGGAGAUCGAGGUAAAGGGGAAGGGCAGAAUGACCACUUACUUUCUUGAAAGGAACACAAGAGUCAGCGAGCAGCAGAUUCUGGGUCUCUCAGACCUAGAGACUGGACAGCAGGACAGCCAGAUGAACUACCUGCCAGGUCUCCAUAGACCAGCUUUACAGAGGCAGCGCAGGGAUGACCUUUACUUGAUCCCUAUGAAAUAUGUGGACAGCCUGAGUGAACCCCCGCUGUCAUCACAUAUGUCUGAACCCCAGACCUGCCCAGCCAUCAAGCCCCUGGACUCAGAGAGCUACAGAAGCCUGCACACUGAUGAUCAAUCAGAAGAUGGACCUCUAGACCAGUUAAAAGAUACAGAUGAAUUUGGACAAACAGAAGUCAAAUUCACAGAAACAAAUAUGGAUGGCUUAGACAGUGACAGCCAUGUGGACGCAGAGGAACAACAGUUGAUUACCGGUGCUGUGGAAACCAACAAUCAAAGCAAACACAUCCGAACCAGGUUGUGUGUGGUCCUGUGAGCUGGUAAUUAGUUGCUGAAUGGCUGAUUCAACUAUAAAUGACUAUAAAUGAUUUAUCAACCAUGGUGCAGCGUAUUUAACACCAGCCAUCGCUAGCUGUGGAGAAAACUGCAUUUUUGUAGAUGGUAUCAUUCUCACUAUGUAUUACCUCGACUAGCUAGAUUAUCUGCAUUGUCAGUGUUUCCCUUGAGUAAAAGUGUGAUACUUUAGAUGCUGCAGAUCAAAUAUUAUAUUAAGUUGACACUAUAUGCUUUGCUUAUAGUUCAUGUAUCUGUCUUACUUACUAAAUAAUAAAUGCAUUUGCCCUGUCAGUGAUUGACUCUCAAUACAUCUUAUGAGCACAGGUGGUAAAAAUAUUCAGUUAAGUGACUUUUCCUUUUUAGGCAACAUAGUGAAGAAUCAACACGCUCACCCUUGUUUAUCUUGUGCAUUUAAACCAGCAAUAUCUGUAGUAUAUCCAAC
Siniperca chuatsi (mandarin fish) is the source of this 3974-nucleotide messenger RNA. RefSeq names its product guanylate cyclase soluble subunit beta-2-like. Gene Ontology annotation, molecular function: guanylate cyclase activity; heme binding. Gene Ontology annotation, cellular component: guanylate cyclase complex, soluble. The record is from RefSeq and is a predicted model, not a curated record. Gene Ontology annotation, biological process: response to oxygen levels; cGMP biosynthetic process. Bases 1107 to 3512 code for a protein of 801 amino acids. NCBI's taxonomy places the organism in Eukaryota, Metazoa, Chordata, Actinopteri, Centrarchiformes, Sinipercidae. The transcript is spliced from 16 exons.